GGAGCUUUAGAUCACGCACACUCUCCCCGUGACCUCGAGACUGUGCAGCAACGACCUCAUCCAGAUCUAGGUAGUGGCGCCCGCUGUGUGCUUUGAUGUUCUUUGAUGUGCUUUGAUGCAGGGCGCGAACGCCUGUGGUGACACGUCCCGUCUGUGGUGGGAUGAGGGCGUGAGACAGACAAGACUCAGACAGGCAACUCGUAGCUUUCUUCGCAGGUACAACCGAGUGAGCGUGACAUGCUUAGAUAUCGAUGUACAUGGAUGCUGUCUUCCUGCUGAUGGCCCUGCUGUGGUAUUGGCCAUGACGGCAUCUCGACAGCUUCAGCUCACUUUCUGUCUGUCGACGGCACCAAGUAUAUUUGACCGGCCAGCAGUUCACUCGUGUCUAUCUGGCCACUCGUAUGUGCUGACGUAUGCCUCCUAUUAUGUGCAUGUCUUACAGGCACGUCCAAAUCAAGAUUCAAGAUUGAGGCUGUGCAGAAGCUUGCGCUCGGAGGAAAGUGGAAGAACGGCUGCACCGUAUCUGCCAGGGCAGCACACCACAAUACACGCACGUGAAAAUGAUUGCCUCCACGCUCAUGGCUCGACGUCCAAACUGAUCGCUGACCUAUCGAUAUCGUAAUCGAUAGACGAUCAAGCCCACAAAUAUCCGGCAUCUCCGCAAUGAUGUUCAAAAUAGCCAAGCCGGCUGUUGAGGCUACACGUUAGCUGCAGUCUAGUUGCCGGACUGCGAGCACGUCAUCUGAUCUUUGCGCAACGAAUGUCUUCAGGAAAGCCAUGAAUUUUCGCAACAUCUAGGCCAAAGCAGAGAUUGAAGUCACAAUAGAGACGUUUGGAUUGUUUUUGAAUCAUUAUUUGGAGGCGUAACGUCCCCUCCGGUGUGGCAGAACAUCGGUAGUGCUCCCACCAUAACAAAGUCAACCAAAGU
Messenger RNA from Macroventuria anomochaeta, 928 nucleotides. RefSeq lists its product as uncharacterized. The transcript is spliced from 2 exons. Bases 116 to 622 code for a protein of 168 amino acids. Lineage: Eukaryota; Fungi; Ascomycota; Dothideomycetes; Pleosporales; Didymellaceae. The record is from RefSeq and is a predicted model, not a curated record.